Adelges cooleyi (spruce gall adelgid) is the source of this 2038-nucleotide messenger RNA. RefSeq names its product neurotrimin-like. Gene Ontology annotation, cellular component: neuron projection. The transcript is spliced from 10 exons. The record is from RefSeq and is a predicted model, not a curated record. Bases 25 to 1245 code for a protein of 406 amino acids. NCBI's taxonomy places the organism in Eukaryota, Metazoa, Arthropoda, Insecta, Hemiptera, Adelgidae.
AGGGUACGGACCUAUCGUUCCGUCAUGUAUACUGAUGUUCAGCAUGUGCUCAGCGUAUUCGUCGUCACUUUUUUGUUCACUUUGGUGCAAGUUUCCCGCGAGGACAUCGUCGAAAUGCCCAAAUUUGCCGAACCGAUAACAAACGUAACGGUUCCUGUAGGAAGAGAGGCGACAUUAGUAUGCAUUGUUGACGAUCUGGGGUCUUAUAAGGUGGCUUGGCUUCGGGUCGACACGCAGACCAUAUUGACCAUCCACAACCACGUGAUCACGAAAAACCAUCGGAUAGGCGUGUCUCACACUGACCACAGAACGUGGCACAUACACAUCCGAGAAGUAAGAGAGUCCGACCGUGGAUGGUACAUGUGCCAAAUCAACACGGAUCCGAUGAAAAGUCAAUUGGGAUUUAUGGAUAUUGUCGUGCCUCCUGACAUACUGGACUACCCCACCAGCACGGAUAUGAACGUCCGAGAAGGAAGUAAUGUUUCUCUAAGAUGCGCAGCGUCCGGAUCGCCGGCCCCGAACAUCACGUGGCGCCGCGAAGGAGGUGAACAGAUCCAGAUGGAACGUGGAAAACAAGUUCACAAUGUCGAUGGACCUUUGCUCAACUUGACCCGGGUCAGCCGUGUUCACAUGGGAGCUUAUCUUUGCAUAGCGUCAAACGGAGUUCCGCCGUCGGUCAGCAAACGUAUAAUGUUGGUGGUUAACUUCCCUCCGAUGAUUUGGAUUAAAAACCAGCUGAUAGGUGCCGCCGUCGGUCAGUCUCUAACGCUGGAGUGUCUGUCGGAAGCAUAUCCUAAGUCGAUCAACUAUUGGACCCGAGAGGCCGGCGAAAUCAUUGCUCACGGAGAAAAAUAUGAGACAGAAGAGCACGUUACCGAUCAAUACAAAACUCGAAUGAAACUUACCAUCAAGUCAGUGACAAUCGAAGAUUAUGGUACGUACAAGUGUCUGUCUAGAAACGCACUUGGAGACAUGGACGGUACGAUAAAAAUAAGCCAAAUACAAAAUAAUGACGGGCACUCUCCUAAGAAGCCAAAACAUAAAAUAUACAAAAACCGGAAUCGAACCAGAACACGGACGAACUCGAACGACAUCAGAGAUUCUGCUUUCCUAUCUAAGGAUGAAAAAAACGACAUAAUAGAAUAUGAUGACGAUGAGGAAGAUUACGACUCCAGUACUCAACCGAUCCCGUUGACUUUACACGUGAUGAUUAUUUUCGUGGGUUUGGUUUACGCUUGUAAAUGAUAAUGGACGUAUUUUACAAAAUAUAUGAACCUAUACUGUUUCCAUAUAGAUGUAAAGUUGCUAAUAGUUUAUUCGACUAUUAAUUGUAUGUGUUUUCAUUUUUAUUUUUCGCGUACACUUACAUGUAUAUUGUGUCGAAACAUCCGAGCUUUUAAGUGAGUACUAAAGGACAGAAAAAGCAUAUUAAAAUAAUAUAUCAUGUAAAACUUAUAGUGGGAUAUAUUAUUGUACAACGUUUGGACGUUUAAGCAGCACAUACACAUGAAUUUAUUUAUGAAAUUUAUUGUUGACGUUUUACGUGAAUUCGUUUUAGUGAAGUAUUUUUUUUUAUAUUAGUCGUGUAUUAAAAAUAAUGUUUUUAUUAUAAUAAUAAUAUUAUGUAUUUGCCCGAGUUCAAUAUGUUGUGUUGUAUACUAUUCGAUUGUACGGAACACUUGAUGUUUGUAAAAAGUAAAAACCCGUCGAGUUAAAGAGAUAAAAAAAAAAAAAAGACUGAACAUGUGAGAGCGUUCAAGUAUUGUGUACUACGGUAUACUUGGCUCGCCAUUAAAAAUAAUAACAUUAUAUUAUUAUAAAGUAUACGUGUAUGAAAAUUAUGUGUUAUAUAAGUGUAUACUUAAGGAACAAAAACCUGUACAUAUCAUUCGAUGCUAUCUGUGUGUAAUUAUUAUUAUUUUUUUAGUUAAGGUUUCUUUAGACACUACGUUAAACAUUAAACAUACGUUUAGACCGAUAAUUAUAAUUAUUGUAACGUUAUAUUAAAAAUCAAUAAAAUUUGUUGUAUGACUUAUGA